Messenger RNA from Penicillium mononematosum, 267 nucleotides. RefSeq lists its product as uncharacterized. NCBI's taxonomy places the organism in Eukaryota, Fungi, Ascomycota, Eurotiomycetes, Eurotiales, Aspergillaceae. The transcript has 2 exons. Bases 1 to 267 code for a protein of 88 amino acids. The record is from RefSeq and is a predicted model, not a curated record.
AUGGGCAGCAAUGCGAUCCUUAUUACCACAGUGACUAACAGUCAUUGUUUUAAGUCCAUGAUCCAGGGACCGGACGCUUAUUUGCAGAAUGCCACUCGAUCUGUGGCCUUUAAGGCCUUACGCGCAUGGAAGGCAGUCUUCCAGGACGCACAGGAUGAGGAGCUAAAAGAGACAACCAAGCUAGAUAUCGAACUUGCGAAGCUAGCUGGUCUUCCCAAUGCCGAGACCAAGGAUAUCCUACAAUCAGACAUGAAAGAGAUUCGAUGA